This is a messenger RNA of Perca fluviatilis (European perch), 1899 nucleotides long. RefSeq lists its product as uncharacterized. The transcript has 11 exons. The record is from RefSeq and is a predicted model, not a curated record. Bases 1142 to 1876 code for a protein of 244 amino acids. NCBI's taxonomy places the organism in Eukaryota, Metazoa, Chordata, Actinopteri, Perciformes, Percidae.
GACAGCCUCAUGUGUUAUCUCUCCAUACAAUCCGCUUCAAUCUUCGACGUUCCAUGCCUUUGGUAGCAUUCUCGGUUGGACUGGUUGUGACAGCUCUCUAACUCUGAAGUUAUGAACUGUGACGGCGUCUUCAGAUCAAAUGCACAUCUACACCAGGACUGCCGAGGGCCAAUGAGCAGCUUGUUCUCUCCCAGUGUUUCCUCGACACAUGAAGGAGGAAAGUGUCUGUAAAGUGACCUGAAGAGACUUCAGCAGGUUGGACUGGUUCUGACGUCUCUCUGACUCUGAAGUUAUGAACUGUUACGGCGUCUUCAGAUCAAAUGCACAUCGACACCAGGAAUUCAUACCUUGUAGAAUUAUUCUAUUAACAUUGUUAAGUAGUAGCACAGUUGUAGAAGAAGAAAAGACAUCCCUUUGUAUUCACACAUUUUUCACUCUGGUUGGUACUGUUAAUACACAUUUAAUAGUGAGGUAUUGGUACUUUUGCAGGUUUUGUGUCUUUUUUCCAGAAACUUAGUUUGUCAGUCUGCAGAACCCGAAGAACUCUUUAAUGGCCGGCUGUUAAAAAUAAGAGGAGUGAGUCAGACUAUCAUCUGAUGCUGAGCUGCAGGGCAGGUGGACCCUGAGUUAUUGCUGCCAGGUUUUGUCUCUGUCUUAAAGGGGGGUGUGUGUGUUUGUAGGUGUUUAGGUCUAUAGGUGUGUCCUGCAGCUGGUGCUCGGGUGUCUUGAUAAGGGACAUUAAAGUCCAAAGUCUCUCUCUGGUACUUCACUUCAUCCCGUGUUGUGAUGCAGAUGUUUCCUCCAGGUUAAACUUUUGGUGUGGACUCUGCUUUGAGUCAGUGUGAGGACAGAGAGGAGGGAGCCCUUCCCUCUAAAACCACUCUGUGUGGGGACCAUGACAGCCAGACCAAAGCUCAGAGGAUGCAGCAGCAGAAACCUGGACCUGGACCUAAACCUAAGCUUAAGCCUAAACAUGAACAUGAACUUAAACCCAGCUGUGUGUUCAUGAAUUAUGAUGAGUUUAAAGUUGGACAAGCUGCAGAUGGAAGGAUGCAGCAGCAGAGACUUGGACCUAAAGCUGGACCUAGACCGGAACCCAGUUCUGUGUCCAUGAAGAGUGACCAGUCUAUGGGUUGUUUAUAUGAGUUUAAUGUUGGACAAGCUGCUGAUGAAAGGAUGCAAGAAGCAGAGACCUGAACCUGAACCCAGAUGUGUGUCUAUGAAGAGUGACUCGUCUAUGGGUUGGUUUGAUGAGUUUAAAGUUGAACAAGCUGCUGAUGGAAGAGUUCAGCAUGACGGCUCAGAGGGCCUCGGGGGUUCGUCUGCCCAGCAGCAUCAAUCACAGCUGGACUCCAUAUUUAUGAUUAUUGUUCUCUACCAGCUGCUGGAGGGGAAUAUCAUUACUUUUGUGAGGAACGAGCUGAAGAAAAUUCAGAAAGUUCUGAGUCCAGAUUACCCAGAAUGCUUAGAGAGUCAGAGGGACGAUGAGGAGGUGUUUGGCAGUGAAGAUGAGGAGCAGAGAAGGAGCCGCAGAGAGGCAUUUCUGAAGAUCACACUGCACAUCCUGAGGAGAAUGAAGCAGGAGGAGCUGGCUGACCGUCUGCAGAGAAGAAGUAAUUCUGGAGUUUGUCAGCUUAAAGUCAAGACUAACCAGAAGAAAAAGUUCCAGUGUGUGUUUGAGGGGAUUGCUAAAGCAGGAAACCCAAACCUUCUGAAUCAGAUCUACACAGAUAUUUAUAUCACAGAGGGAGGGACUUUAAAGGUCAAUGAAGAACAUGAGGUCAGACAGAUUGAAAUAGCAUCCAGGAAACCAGACAGACCAGAAACACUAAUCAGACAAGAAGACAUCUUUAAAGCCCCACCUGGAAGAGAUUAACCAAUCAGAACAGUGAUGACUAA